AUAAUGCAAAAACAACUUUGUAUAGCUGUCCUAGUAACAGAUUCUGUUUCAAUUCCCAUUCAAGAAAAGCAUGGCGAUAUGUUUGACAUGUUCCAAAAAGCUUUCCAACAAGCCGCGGCAAUCAAAGCAACCGAUGAAAUGGAUCCUCAACAAGUAGCCCUGCAAUUUGUACGCUUUGAUGUAGUGAAUCAUCCUCCACAAUACCCUAGCAAGGAUGAUUUGGAUGCUGGAAAAUAUGAUGGAAUCAUUAUUACUGGUUCUACCAAAACGGCAUUUGACAAUGAACCAUGGAUCUGUCGUCUUGAACAAUUUAUUCAAGAUUUACAAGAAAAUCAUUAUGAUCAUCAACAAAACAAAUUGGGUCUUCCUUCCUUGGAUAACCUACAACUACCUAUCAGACGGUUCAAAGUACCUUUACUUGGUGUUUGCUUUGGUCAUCAAAUCAUUGCUCGUGCUUGUGGUGGUGUCUGUCAACAAAAUCCUAAUGGAUGGGAAUUCGGUCCUACUCUGAUUCAACUUACUGAUGAAGGUCAACAAUUUUUACAAACGAAAGGAAAAACAUCAAUGCGUUUGAAUCAAUUCCAUCGUGAUCAUGUUCCUUAUUUACCUCCAGGCUUUGUCCGAUUGGCAACCACAGAACCUCAUACUUAUAUUCAAGCCAUGAUGUCUACCGACGGACGAUGUAUCACAUCUCAAGGUCAUCCAGAAAUCAAUUGUGGUGCAACAGAAAUGUAUUUGGAUCAAUUAGAAUCACAUAUUCCUCAAGAUCUUGCUAUGGAUACUCGCAUUCGACUCAAGACACAAGCCUCUUCUAUGGAUAGUCUUUGGUUUGCUGGUAGAUUACUCGAUUUCUUUUUGUGUCGAUUGCCUCCUCCUUGUUCCUUCAACAAUGAUGAUCCUAGUGUAGAAGAAAAACAAUCUGAGGAUCAAACUGUUCCUUCUUUAAUACUUUAG
Messenger RNA from Halteromyces radiatus, 954 nucleotides. RefSeq names its product class I glutamine amidotransferase-like protein. The transcript is spliced from 3 exons. The record is from RefSeq and is a predicted model, not a curated record. Bases 4 to 954 code for a protein of 316 amino acids. NCBI's taxonomy places the organism in Eukaryota, Fungi, Mucoromycota, Mucoromycetes, Mucorales, Cunninghamellaceae. Gene Ontology annotation, cellular component: cytosol; nucleus.